Molecule: messenger RNA, 817 nt
Organism: Archocentrus centrarchus (flier cichlid)
Lineage: Eukaryota; Metazoa; Chordata; Actinopteri; Cichliformes; Cichlidae
Product: mitoguardin 2-like
Exons: 5
Coding region: 360-701 (113 amino acids)
Biological process (GO): mitochondrial fusion
Source: RefSeq, a predicted model, not a curated record
UGCCAAUCCAUCCACCCCCUGGGAUGCAGAGCCUGUGGUGGAAGAGUCAGGGGCAGUAGAGGACGCCAAUGCAGAGAAUCUCUACUUAAUGGGGUGAAGCUCGUAAUAAAGUGUUUGCUGAGAAGUUAGAGACAUUACUGCACAGAGCGUAUCACCUACAGGAGGAUUUUGGGAGCAGUAUCCCAGCAGACAACGUGCUGGCAGACUUUGGUAAUAUUUCCAUGUUACCUAUCAAGAGAAGUGAGGAGGACAUAGCAAGAGAAGUGAGGAGGUUAAGAAAACAAAGGAAAAUGAUUGGAACAUGGACAAGGAAUGGGAACGUGUGGAUCCGAGACCAUCAAUGAAGAUAAUAAAAAGAAAUGACAGAAGGAAGACCCGGGAGGAUGAAACCUGCACCUGAGAGGGGCCGGCGGUUUAAGGACGACGGUUCACGGAAGGAACCAGAAAGUGAAGGAACUCUAAUCUUGCCUCAAGUGGAGAGUUUCCACAGACUGCAGGAGGACGAUGCCACUACUGUCACUUCUGAUGAGUCCUUCUUCUCGGCUGCAGAGCUGUUAGAUGCCAUGUCUCUAGGGGAGGUCUAUCAGCCUCUUAAGCCAGCAGCCCUAUAUGAAGAAGCCUUGUCUCUGGUCCAUGACGAUAAAGUGGCCUAUAGGACCCUGAGGUUGAAGGCAUCUUGGAAAGACCUGCAGCCACUCUGAGGAAUCAGCAGAAAGAAGAGGCGGCUACAGAAGUGGAUUCCAGUGCUGUGUAAAUACAGUAAAUACUGUGUAGAGAUAUUGACAUUAGUGAAAUAAUAAAUUUGUGUUUCAUAAAA